AUGUCCAUUGAGGCCAUUCAUAUGAUGUGCUGUUGGCUUAGCGACGACGCUGAUUUUCGUCGUCGGCAUGACCUCAAGCGUGCCAUUUUUGCCAUACUUGGAGGGCAACAAGGUAACUUGGAUGACAACGCCCUCAAUGCUAUCAUAGCGCGAUUGGAAGACGACGACAAUCUAGUCCAGUAUGAAGCUAUUUCCACACUCACAAAAUUCACGGCGCUGGAAGCUCGAGUGCUUCAUGCUGUCGAAACACAGUUUUUGGAUCCAGAAAUGCAUGUUUCAGUGCGAUGCAGUGCUAUCAAAUUACUUGGGAAACAGUCUCGGCUGGAUGAUCAGUUCGUCGACUUUCUUGUGCACGAACUCCAAGGCGGCAGACCACAAAUCCGGAUUGCUUGCAUUGAGGCUCUUGCACACCACCUCAACGACGACGUCUUGCAGUCUAUCACGACGCGGCUCAACGAUACAACCGAAUAUGUCAGGGACGCAGCUCUCGAAGUACUUAGAAGCCAGCCCCAGCGUAGCAAUGAUGUCUUCCAAAAGAUGAUAGCGUUGCUUGACCGGAGCGAAGAAGUAUUCGGUCGGCGACACAUUGUUGAAUCUCUGGGGGUCUGGCCUCAGUCUGAGGACGGGAUUUUCAAUGUGAUCAAAACUCAACUUGAUCACGAAAAUAAUUACGUCCGUAUAGACGUUCUAAGGGCACUUGAGAACUGGUCUCAGAUUAGUGAUAAGAUUCUCGACAUUGUCGCGGUUCAACUUGAGCAUCAUGAUUGCUAUGUGCGGUCUCAAGCAAUCAAAACACUUGGAAGCCGGCGGCAACUUGAUCAUAGUGUCCUCGAUGCGAUCAAAACUAGAGCGCGAGUUGAUAACGAAGAGGCCUUGGAAGAGGCCAUCAGGGCCCUCAUCACCCAUUCACAAGUUGAUGACGACACCCGCGAUAUAAUCAUAGCUCGGCUUCACGAUGAGGACGCAUCGAAUCGAUCUGCAGUUCUCAAGGCAGUUUGCUUUUGGUCUGCACCUGAUGUUGAGGUUGUUGACCUUGUCGUGGCGCAUCUCAAAGACGAUCAGUGGAACGUAUCUGUACAAAUCGAUGCACUUUGCGCCCUUCGGGCAUGGCCUCAACUUAACGACACUGUUCUGUGCACCAUUGCUGAUAAAUUGGGGGAUAGAGAUAAUGCUGUGGAGGAUCAAGCGGCAAUGGCACUUAUGAACCGACCUCAACCAAAGGGCAAUGCAAUGAAAGCUAUUGCGAGGCGAUUGAUGGACAAGCGGGGGUCCUCCCUUAACGUCCUGAGGACACUUCUCCAAGGGCUGGUGAAAUGGCCUGAACUUGACGGUGACGUUCUCUGCGCUAUCGCUGGGCUGUUUGGAUUUGAUAAAGGCAUGGCUGGUCUGGAUCAUAUAAUUUGCAGAUUGUUCCGAAACCAACCUCAGCCUGCGAAUGAAGUCAUCAAAGCAAUCAUGGUGCAUCACGAGCACGAUUCGUCGUGGAAUCGGUUAGAGGCUCUGCAGGCACUUGGCACUUGGACUCGACUUGACAUUGAUACUCUACUCACCAUUGCAACGCACCUGGAGGAUCCGGACUCUCAUGUCCAGGACGCAGCGUUUCGUGUUCUGAUAAAGCAGGAAUCUCCUCCAUUUGUGAUGCUAGAACAACACAUACCAUCGCUGUACCGAAUAUCCUUACGGAUCAGCUUCGGAGCACAUGUCUACUGGACCACCGAGAAUGGAAAACUUUGCAUAGUCAUGGGAUUCAGAAAGAUAGUUUGGAAUGAUGAGGCUGAAGAGAGUGAGUCUAGGUCGGGCACUGAUAGUAGCCUUGGUCUACAAUUACGGCAACGCGCGCCCGAGUGGCUCAGGGAUUUUGGGCUGGGAAAGCGAGAGUCGUGA
Pestalotiopsis fici W106-1 is the source of this 1884-nucleotide messenger RNA. RefSeq lists its product as uncharacterized. Gene Ontology annotation, molecular function: oxidoreductase activity. The record is from RefSeq and is a predicted model, not a curated record. The transcript has a single exon. The coding region runs from base 1 to 1884 and encodes 627 amino acids. NCBI's taxonomy places the organism in Eukaryota, Fungi, Ascomycota, Sordariomycetes, Amphisphaeriales, Sporocadaceae.